CCCUACAAUUUGGCGGGAGUGGUCAAUUUGGCGGGAGUUGAAUGAGAGUGGAGCUGAGGAGUAUAAAAAGGGGGGCUGGGGGCAAAACAAUUGAAAACUAGGGCACAGGAAAAAACCCUAACACAAGGGGACAAGAGAGAAUAUGCUGACCGGAAGAGAAAGUCUGAUUAGACUAAUCGGGAAACGACGUCGUUACCUCCCCAAUCGCCACUCUAUUCUCUCCACCCCCAUCUCAGAGUCACAGAGCUUUUUAACCGUCUCUGAUGAGAGAAAUGGAGGAGAAGGAUCUUCGUGUUCGAAUGCGGUGGCUUCUGAUUGGGUGACUUGUCCCGUUUGUCACAAUAAUAUCCGAGGCGAUGAUCGAACUAUCAAUUCUCAUCUAGAUAAUUGUCUAGCUAGAGGCACUAAACGAAAACUGAGCCAGCGUACCCUCCUUGAUUUGAACUUUUCGCGGGAAUUCAACAAGUCAGAACAUACUGAAGGUAUUAUUGUGCAGACUAGUCAUGAGAACGAUGUGUGUGGCACUCGCAACAAUUCUGGUGACUCUGUUGCUGAAGAAAGUACCAGCCUAGAAUGCAAAAUGCACACAAUUAGAGAUUAUAUUCUAAAUACACCUGCUAGUUCUUCUGAAGAAAACCCAGUGCUCAAUGGAAAAUUGAAUUAUAUAGCUAGCAGCCCUUCAAUUUCCCCUCAGAUUUCUAGACCACAGAGUGCUGAAUCUGUGGAUGACAUAUAUGGAUACAACCUUAUGACUUCUAUCGUAGCCCGGAGAUUUUGUGAUAAGGUGGAGCUUAAUCCUGGGGAAGCUAUAUCUCUUAUGAGAGAUCCUAGUAACGCCAAAGAUCCUAAUGCAAUCAAGGUUCUUGUUGAAGAUCCUGAAAGUACUAAAACAGUUGGUUUUCUACCUCGAGAUUUGGCCCAAUAUCUAUCUCCUUUAAUGGAUAAAUUUGGCCUGUGCUUUGAGGGCUCCAUUACAUAUGUUCCUGAUCGUGCCCUUGCUGCUAUUCCAGUUCAGAUUGUUUGUUGCAAGAAGAUACUUGUAGGUGAAAAAGAAUGUGAAGAUAAUCAACUUUUCAACUCCUUGUGGAAGCAUGUUUUAAAUGUUGUCGAAAUAGAGAAAACUUGUCCUAAUAAUAUUAAGUACCAGCAUAACUUUGUCUUGAUGUUGCAAGAGGUUUUAAGGACUAAUCCUCAUUUAAUCACAGCCGAUGAGAAGACGUUUUUGGAAUCGUUCUUAUCACUUUCGGAUGAUGGUCAGAGACUUUUUGUUCGGCUAUAUACACGGAAAGGUCCAUGGUUUCGGUUGGUCAACAUUUCCUACAAUGAAAUUCUGGAUUGCCGAUUGGCAGCAAAAGAGCUUUCUGUAGCAGGUUAUGUUUGUUUGAUUGAAUCGAAGGAUGAUAUUCACAAGGAUGACCUAGAAGAGGUUUUAAAUAUGCUGGCUGUUGGUGACCUCCGUGAAAUAAUUAGUACUAUGAAUAAGAAUAGCAAACAUGGUGGCUCAAGAAAGCAAGAUCUUAUUGCAUUGCUCACUUCAACAUGUGAAGAUAAAUUAUGUGCGAUAUUUGAGAAAACUGGAGUCUGUAUACGAAUAUCUCCAAAAGCUGAGUCCCUUGUUUGGCGUGUUGAGAGGCUUUUCUUCUUAAACGGGGAGCUGGAUCUGUCUACGUUUUUGCUCGUAGAUAUGGGGAUUAUCAAAUAUCCAACUUAUAAUUGCAUUAUAUCAGACCAAAUAUUUUCUAGCCGAGAUGAUCUCCUUUCAUAUGAAGAGGCCAUUGAAGUGGCGCAGAUUAUGGAUCAAGCUCUCGAGGAAAACAACCGUGACUUAAUUCUGAGAUGCAUUGAUUUAUCUGAUUCGCGAAUCCAAGCUUCUACAGUGAGAAUACAUGAAUCGUCACUGGUACCAUUUUUUUCACGUUUUUCAUCUUCUUGGGUCUACUCAAAGGUGGUUCUGUUGGGGGUCUCCUUCCUUGAGCAGGAGAAUAGGUACAUUGAAGCAAUAAGAUUGCUCAAGCGCUUGCUUCUUAAUUUCACUUCUGAUAAAAGAAGAGGAUACUGGACUCUGAGGCUGUCAAUUGACUUGGAACAUUUAGGGCGCCCCAAUGAGAGUCUUACAAUUGCAGAAAAGGGGCUGCUUGACCCCUGGGUUCGAGCUGGUACAAGAAUCUCACUGCAGAGGAGAGUUUUACGCUUAGGGAAACCACCAAGGCGUUGGAAAACUCCAAGCUUUUCAGAAUCUGUACAGAGGAAGAUAACCGAGGUUCAUGUGCAAGGGAGACCAUUAAAUUGUGUGACGGGGACAAAGAGCAGGUUUUAUGGUGAAGAUGGAGAACAAUGUGGAGUAGAGCAGCUCGCUCUGCAAUAUUAUGCCGGAGAAGGUGGUGGUUGGCAGGGUAUUCAUGCAGAAAGUGGUGUUUGGUUGACUAUAUUUGGACUACUAAUGUGGGAUAUUAUAUUUACUGAUAUGCCUAAUGUCUUCCGCAACUUGUAUCAGGUUCUUGCUAGCUGCAUGUACUAUUUUUUGUAUAAGACUGCACCCUUGGAUAUGGACACAGAUAGCUUCUAUGAAUCAAGAAAGAGCCUCAUAGAAUCACUGCUAGAAAAGGUUCAGAAUGGUAUGGCUGAGGAGAUUCUCAUCACUUCGUGGGAAUCACAUUUUGGAACAGCAUGCCGAGGCGUGAAGUGGGACAACCACUCUCUUUCUGAUCUUCGUGCAAUUGUUACUUGCAUAGGGGGUCCCUGUCUGGCCUCGAUUUGCCGACAUUUGGCUCAAGAUUAUCGCAGCUGGUCUAAUGGAAUGCCUGAUUUAUUGUUAUGGCGAUUCCAUGGAGAUUACAAUGGUGAGGCAAAGCUUGUUGAAGUUAAAGGGCCCAGGGAUCGGCUUUCUGAACAGCAGCGUGCAUGGCUUCUCUUCUUAAUGGAUGCUGGUUUCAAUGCUGAAAUUUGCAAAGUGAGACCACUCCUUUAACCCAAAGGUACAAUAAUAUGAAAUUACAAUGCUUAAACUACAAUUGACCUCUUGUCCCGGCGGUAUCUGCCUCAAUUCCUUCAGAGUUCAAGUCUUUAAAUCUUGGCAAAGACAAGGUGGGUGUGAGUGCAUUUGAUUAUCAGAAAGAAUGCUUAAACUGCACUUUCUUAUGGGUUGGGAAUUGACGGGGAAAGUCCAUGAACAUAAAGAUUGGAACUGGUACAACUGCAGAACAACAUGAAACUCGGUUUUUUGCUUUCCAGAUGAUUGUGCUGAUUCCAAAGAUUGUGGUUGUAAUCAGAAUGCCCAUAUUCUCCGAUGCCAAUAUUAAUUCUGGAAGCUCGAAUAAACCUUGUAUUGUGUCGGAGUAAUUACUUUCAAAGCUUUGGCAUUUCUUGGUCUUCAAGCUGCUUGGAUUUUAGUCACUGACGAGAUACUCCAUGAACAUCAAGGUUGGAACAGGAACUGGAACUACAGAAUAAAUCGAAGCUGGGUCUUUUUUGGCUUUCCAGAUGAUUGUAGUGGUGAUCACUGAUCAAGAUGAACAAAUAUUCCCAAUAAUGUCAUUAUCAAUGCUGGAUGCUCGAAUAAACCCUGUACAAUAACUAUUUUGUAUAUUCUUUUAUAGACAUCCAUGCAAGUAUGCAACAGAUACUGUUGUAGAUGUU
Molecule: messenger RNA, 3636 nt
Organism: Daucus carota subsp. sativus
Lineage: Eukaryota; Viridiplantae; Streptophyta; Magnoliopsida; Apiales; Apiaceae
Product: fanconi-associated nuclease 1 homolog
Exons: 15
Coding region: 143-2968 (941 amino acids)
Biological process (GO): interstrand cross-link repair
Cellular component (GO): nucleus
Molecular function (GO): 5'-3' exonuclease activity; zinc ion binding; flap-structured DNA binding
Source: RefSeq, a predicted model, not a curated record